This is a messenger RNA of Neoarthrinium moseri, 1107 nucleotides long. RefSeq lists its product as uncharacterized. The transcript is spliced from 2 exons. Lineage: Eukaryota; Fungi; Ascomycota; Sordariomycetes; Amphisphaeriales; Apiosporaceae. Bases 1 to 1107 code for a protein of 368 amino acids. The record is from RefSeq and is a predicted model, not a curated record.
AUGGCCGCCUCAGCUUUUGCGAGAUCGCUCCCGACGACGCUGAGCUCUCGGACCCUCUUCGUCAGAUGCACACCGGCGCCCACCAGCUUCACGGAGCGCCGCGCCGUGCUGAAGGUGUUGCGCACCACGGCUGGCAACCCGGAGAUCGAGGUGUUCAAGAAGCUCGAGGAUAAUUCGUCUUUCAUAGCCGUGACGAAAGAGGUAUCUGCGGCGACAGCGCUGGUGACCGACUCGCCCUUCAAACGAAUCGUCUACACGCAAGAUCGGGCGGCCGCCGCGACGUUCGCGACAACCGCCUGGGGCUCUACUUUCCGGUCCUCGCUCACCGAGCCCAUAAACAUCCGACCAUUCACGCCUGUCUUGGCAGAAAAUCACGAAAAGGCGAAGACCGGGAGCGAGCUCGGGCUCAAGUCCAAGAUCUUCACCGUCCACGUGUUCCCUGCCAAUGCCUCGUACGACCACCACCGCGCCGUCAAAUUGAAUCCUCUCCAUGGCCCAUGGCCAGACAAUGGCGUUCGCCAAACAUACAUAUCGGCCGCAAUGAGACUAGCCGUGACUCCGGGUCCCAUGACGGGUGCUCUUCGCGACUGGGAGACGGGCCAUCAGUCAUCAGACAACCCGGCGGGAAUAGAGGACGAAGGUGCGGAAGCCUUGCUCGGGUCCUCCAAGAGAGGAUCGUAUUUCAUCAAGGAGCGCUUGCGGAAAAGGCAACUCGGAAAGGUCCCGGACGUUAUGCAAAGUCUAGCUGCGGUCGCCAGAGCCGCACCUCCGUCGCCUCCUCCCAAAGCAAAUCAAACAGCUGGCGCGACAGAAUCUGAGGAAACUACUCAAACUACGGGACGGAUGUUGGAUUUUGCAAAAUCCUCUGGGGGUUCCCAAGGACGUCCAGACAAGGCUGGGCAUGGGACAUCUCUCAUGAGCGACGGAUCUUUCAAGGGAGCUUUGCUUGGGGGCGAAGUGCCAUCAGACGGCAAGAAAAGCGAGAAAAACAAGAGAGAGAGCAAGAGCAGGGGUGGCAGAAAGAGUAAGGGGAACAGUCAAGCCUCGAACAGCGAACCCGUAUCGCCAUCUAAUUUCUACAAUAUGUUCGGAACAUCUCAAAAAUGA